Puccinia graminis f. sp. tritici CRL 75-36-700-3 is the source of this 1152-nucleotide messenger RNA. RefSeq lists its product as uncharacterized. The transcript has 3 exons. Bases 1 to 1152 code for a protein of 383 amino acids. NCBI's taxonomy places the organism in Eukaryota, Fungi, Basidiomycota, Pucciniomycetes, Pucciniales, Pucciniaceae. The record is from RefSeq and is a predicted model, not a curated record.
AUGGCUUUCCUGGGCCUUUCACUCGUCACUUGGCAAACUCUUCUCAUCAUCGGCUUCCCAUUCAUCUGCGGCUCCUUAUCUCGAAUCCGAGCCAUCCUUCUAUUCAUUCGACACCCCUUUAGGAAGACUCCACCCUCGGAGCGGAACGCAGCCAGCGGGGCCAAGAAAACGGCCCAAGUCUUACCGCCCCGGCGAUAUCUGAGGCCGCAGAGUUUCUUCCUCGGCUUCCUUCUCCUCGGCCACUUGGUCCGCUUCCUGAGCACGAAUCCGAGCCAGAGCAACCCGUUCCGACUGACGAACCAGCCCCUGAAUGUGCCCUCGACGACCCUGCUAAGUUCUCUGGAACGCUACUAUCGCUCGAAGGAGACGCCGUACGAGCAGGAACGAUUGAUUCGGAAACUGAACACGCUCGAUGCCCGGCUGCUUUACUCGACCAUCGGACCCGAUCCAUUCCUUCAUUGUACCUGGUGUCGACCUCCAUCGAGCAAGGCCAAUGGGGCCGACCAUCUGUACUUCGGCCUCUCUAGACUCGGCCUACAAUAUGCCAGUCUAUUACUGGCCAUCGGUCUGAUGACGACGGGGGCCAGUCAACUGCGGAUGAAGCGACGAAUCUGGAGGACUAGACUAGCCCUUCUGAGCAUCUUCUACUUCAUCUUCGAGGCCGCCGUUCUCUCGAUCCUCGUCUUCAUCCCCAGUCUGCUCACUGCCAUGGACGCCGGCCGGAUGACCUGGGACGCCCUCUUCCUCUUCAGGUCCUCCUUCUUCCCCUUCAUCCUCUUCUGCUCCUGGUGGGCAGUCGUCUCCGAACCGCCCGCAGAACUCCUCUCGCCCAUCGCUAAAGUCGGCCUCGGCCUCGCCUCCGUCGCCUCCGAUCUCGACGGAUUGGUCAAUCGUCUUAGACUCACCGCCCUCCAACGUACUGCACUCAUGAAAGAUGGCGAUUAUCGAUCUCAGAUACAUUCAUUUUGGGAGAACGUGGAACGUCAAGCAACUCUAGCCUCGUCGAAUCCGUCGAUCAAGAGCAUGAAAGAGACCAUGGGACUGAGUACUUCAGACACCAUGAACCACCAAUCUCGCGAUCAAUUACGGACGUGGAUCGAUAACGUCUUUCCUGAUCCUUCCUUCGACUCCUCUUCUCCUACUUCUCUUUAA